GCUGACCCGACGGAAGUGACGUCAGUGCAGAGAAGAAUAUGGUGUUUGUGUCAACGAUGGUGAGAAGUGGGAGAGGAAUCGACGCUGAGGGAAGUGGCUUGAAAUGACCGAGUAAAUACCGGCGCGCAGGUCCUGGAUUUUCUCACCGACUCCAUGUCCGACGGAGCCAGAGCUUCCUGGUCGAAGCGGGGCUGCGUGGAGUCGCAUCGCCGAGAGCAGGGGAAGUACAAGCAGAGAAAAUGUGAGCUCACACCCAACGCUCCAUCAGCUAAACCUGCGUUUGGCCCAGAGGGACCCAAGAGGUGUCAAAUGGCAGGUGAUGUGGAGGUGUACCUGUCGCAGGUGCACGAUGGCAGCGUGUCCUCGGGGUUCCGUGCGCUGUACGAGGAGCGCCUCCUCCUGGAUGUCACGCUGCUUAUCGAGGAGCACCACUUCCAGGCACACAAGGCCCUGCUGGCCACACAGAGCGACUACUUCCGAGUCAUGUUCACGGCUGACAUGCGGGAGCGCGACCAGGACAAGAUCCAUAUGAAGGGGCUGACGGCCACGGGCUUCGGACACGUGCUGCAGUUCAUGUACUACGGCACGCUGGAGCUCAGCAUGCUCACGGUGCAGGAGAUCCUGCAGGCCGCUAUGUACGUCCAGCUGACCGAGGUGGUGGAGUUCUGCUGCUCCUUCCUCUUGGCCAAGAUCUGCCUGGAAAACUGUGCCGAGGUCAUGCGGCUGCUGGAGGAUUUCAGCGUGGGUGUUGAGGGCGUACAGGAGCAGCUGGACGCCUUCCUGUUGGAGAACUUUGUGCCCCUCAUGGCCCGCGCCGACUUCCUUUCCUACCUGAGUCUGGAGAAGCUGCUGAUGUACCUGGACAGUGACCGGCUGAGCCGAUUCCCCGAGAUCGAGCUGUACGAGGCGGUGCAGGCGUGGUUACGGCACGACCGCCGCCGCUGGAGACAUACGGACAGCGUGGUGCAGAACGUGCGCUUCUGCCUCAUGACACCCGCCCACGUCUUUGAGAAGGUGAAGACGUCAGAGUUCUACCGCUACUCGCGACAGCUGCGACAGGAAGUGGACCAAGCGCUGAGUUAUUUUCACCAGGUGAACGAGCAGCCGCUCCAGGACACCAAGUCAAACCGCAUUCGCUCGGUGCGGCCGCAGACCGCGGUCUUCCGCGGGAUGAUCGGCCACAGCAUGGUCAACAGCAAGGUGCUCCUGCUGCACAAGCCUAAGGUGUGGUGGGAGCUGGAGGGCCCGCAGGUGCCGCUGCGGCCGGACUGCCUGGCCAUCCUCAACAACUUUGUCUUCCUUCUGGGUGGAGAGGAGCUGGGGCCCGACGGGGAGUUCCACGCCUCCUCCAAGGUGUAUCGCUACGAUCCCCGGCAGAACUCGUGGCUGCGCAUGGCCGACAUGUCGGUGCCGCGGUCCGAGUUUGCCGUCGGCGUUAUCGGAAAGUUCAUCUACGCGGUGGCGGGCCGCACGCGGGACGAGACCUUCUACUCCACGGAGCGGUACAACAUCGUGGAGGACAAGUGGGAGUUUGUGGACCCCUACCCCGUCAACAAAUACGGACACGAGGGCACGGUGCUCAACGGGCGGCUCUACAUCACGGGUGGCAUUACCUCCUCGUCCACCUCCAAGCAGGUGUGCGUGUUCGACCCGAGCAGGGAGGGAGCGUCGGAGCCUCGCACGCGCCGCGCGCCCGUUCUCACCACUUGCUGGGAGAACAAGUCCAAGAUGAACUACGCCCGCUGUUUCCACAAAAUGAUCUCGCACAACGGCAAGCUCUACGUCUUCGGGGGCGUGUGCGUCAUCUUGCGCGCCUCCUUCGAGUCGCAGGGCUGCCCCUCCACCGAGGUGUACGACCCUGACACCGACGAGUGGACCAUCCUGGCGUCCAUGCCCAUCGGGCGCAGCGGGCACGGCGUAGCGGUGCUGGACAAGCAGAUCAUGGUCCUCGGGGGCCUGUGCUACAACGGCCACUACAGCGACUCCAUCCUGACCUUUGACCCAGAGGAGAACAAGUGGAAGGAAGACGAGUAUCCCAGGAUGCCUUGCAAACUGGACGGGCUGCAGGUGUGCAGCCUUCACUUCCCAGAGUACGUGCUUGAACACGUGAGGCGCUGCAGCUGAGAGCGUGAGGACCCCCUGCGGCCUCACGCCACGACGGCACGGAGACCCGCGCUCAGAGCCGGCCAGCAGCUCCUGGGACCGCGGGAGUCGGCGCGUUGCGCACGCGAGACAGAGCGCCGUGUCCGCGGGAACGUAGAACGUGGAGUGCGCUUGUGCUGCACGUCGGGGAUUGGUCCUUUUAGAUGAUUUUUAGGAAGAUUUUUCAGAAAAAGAAAAAAAGAGAAAAAGUCCCACAGCUUUUUGGGAGUGGUCAUCUUUCUCCUCCUGUACCGUGCAUCAUCCCAAGCGGCAGGCGUAUGAACCCUUCCCCGUUUUCGUUUUUCUCAUGGAGAAUUUCACUUGAUCGUUGCCUGCAGACUUACGCGCAAUAGCAGUGAUGGGUGUCUCUUCGUGCCCCGGGCCUCGCCGUCUCGACACGCGAGCGGAGCAGGACCGCCGGGCUUUGGACUCGUGGAGAGCCUGUCCACCGACCCGCUGACCGGUUCACGGAGCCCAACUUUGGUUAUGCUGCAGUAACGUUAAAGCUCUGCGUGUAACACGUCUCCUCGGCGUUUCGCCUCUGGGCCUCGGUGCGCCGAUGGCGGAAGUUCGAGUGUCGCGGUGUGUGAGGACUUUGCACCAUCCCCAUUUAAGUGUUGCAAAACACUGCGAGUCUUUUGUUCUGUUUGCUCUAUUUAUUUAUGUUCUUUUCUAAUUUGCUGUGCCGUGUGGCCUCCACCUGACAUGUCACUGCUCGUUCAGCGAAGUGUACCUGAGUCACUUUUUCUUUCCCUCUGACAUGAAAAAGGGCUCGUGCUCCGCAGACGCUCCGACGCUCACUGCCCAAAUGACUGACUCGGAACGAAGUCCUCGGUUGGAUCUUAGAGGAACCUAAACAACCGCUUCCGAUUAGACGCACUUAGACGCCACCGAUAAGCUACGCGGCACUGCACAUGGCCACCGCGCACCGUUUCCUCGGUGCAGCCGGAUGGUUUCUUUCCGUCGGCCUCUUCCCGCACCCACGUUCCUUGCCGCAGCCCCCCACAACCGCUCGCACCCCCCACCUGUCGUGUCACAUAUUGUUGACAGGAGAGCCAGGUGUGUUGCGCUUUCUGGCGCGCUGUGGCGUUUCCUUUUCUCCGGCCGGGACACGGAGCUCCCGGUCCCUUUUGCUGCUUUGGCCCGUGAGUAGUAAGCUGGGAUGCAGUGCAUCAUGGGAUACAGCUGGUAACUGCUCUCCGCUGCGACCGAGCAAAGCGACAGCGAUCCGUUCCCUAGAUCCGGCCGAAACUGUCGGUGAUUCUGGCGGCGUCGCGCAGAGCACCGUCAAGUGCGUUGCCAGCUCGGCUCUUUCAGCAGCGCGUGGUCGGGGCCGGAGAGAUGCGGCCGGACCCGACGUGCGUUGUUGUUUCGUGACCAGUAGACCCUGGGCUUGGAACACAAACACUCUUGUGCUGUCUCUUCUUUGACUGCUCCUUGUUCUUCCACUGGACUUCCUGUCUCUGUGACGUUUGUCUCACUACACACAUUCAAACGCGAUCAGUCCCACGUAUACACACACACACACACACACACACACAGUUCAAAAUUAGUAGUUGUCUGGCCAUCAGGUAAUUUGCUAAACUUGUCAUCGUGAGGCAGGUAUAAUGACUCGGGUGCCUCUGCAGUGCACAGGUCCAUCAUAUAUAUUAAGAAAUGUAGGGGGAGAAAAAGCUUAAUAAACAAAAUCUCCCUUUUCGUUUCGAAAUUUUCUUGUUAGCGGCCAAAUUUUUCAACAAUAAGGCAAAAAUAGCUUCAAUAUGUUGACAUUUGGAGGAAUUUGUUUUAAGGAAACACUCAGUAGUAUUAAGUAAUCUGUUUUAAUACUUAAUUAAAAUUUGUUUUGUGGAAUUUAUUUUUGGGUCAAAAACUGAAUUUCAGUGGAAAAUAUAAUUGAUAAACUUGUGAAUAAUAAAUGCUUAACUCCUUGCCCAUUAAUGCAUGUUUUAAGCUUAGAUAUUUCCUUCUUUUCCUUCACUUGUCCUGCCCAAUAUGUAUAUGUUCCACCACUGGCCCAAUGCAAAAGUGUCUCCUGUCAGCUUUAUUACAUUUUAGUAAAGUAUUAAAACAAAAAAAGCCCACGAACGGACAAACGCAGGAAAAACAAGUGAAAACUCUAUGAAAUGACAAGCACUACGAACAGUUGUCAAGAAACAUUUAGGAGGCCCAGGCAAACAGUGACAUGUGUCUCCUGUCCUGUCCCCUCCUGUCCCCUCCUGUCCUGUCCUCGCGGACGCCGAAACGCAAACACGGCCUGCCGAGCCUGGGAACGCUAACCUGACACAGGAUACACACCUUUCCUUUGGUCCCUUUGGAGUGUGGAAUGUGACCAUUUCACCACUGCAGGCGCCAAAUAUGUCCAUUUCUCUGUUGUUUGUGGAUGAAAUGCAGAAAAUAGCCUGCGUAAGUAAAGUUUUCAAACGACCUUUUAUUUCCUGCACAUUGACGCUUCUGUUUAUCCGAAGCAGCCUGUCCUCGUUUUGUUUUAUGACUCCUGUACUGUCCUCUCCCACACGUGGAGUGAGCUUGUAGGGUGAACGGUUUGAGGAGAAGAACGCCGAAACAUUUUGGACAGAUUAUUUAAUACAAGCUGGGUGAUCACUGCUCUUUUAACACUUUACGGUUUCU
This is a messenger RNA of Scleropages formosus (Asian bonytongue), 4770 nucleotides long. RefSeq names its product kelch-like family member 15 (gene klhl15). The record is from RefSeq and is a predicted model, not a curated record. Lineage: Eukaryota; Metazoa; Chordata; Actinopteri; Osteoglossiformes; Osteoglossidae. Gene Ontology annotation, cellular component: Cul3-RING ubiquitin ligase complex; nucleus. The transcript is spliced from 4 exons. Gene Ontology annotation, biological process: nuclear protein quality control by the ubiquitin-proteasome system; protein ubiquitination. The coding region runs from base 154 to 2124 and encodes 656 amino acids. Gene Ontology annotation, molecular function: protein binding.